This is a messenger RNA of Gracilinanus agilis (Agile Gracile Mouse Opossum), 2612 nucleotides long. RefSeq names its product FKBP prolyl isomerase 9 (gene FKBP9). Gene Ontology annotation, molecular function: peptidyl-prolyl cis-trans isomerase activity; calcium ion binding. The transcript is spliced from 10 exons. NCBI's taxonomy places the organism in Eukaryota, Metazoa, Chordata, Mammalia, Didelphimorphia, Didelphidae. The coding region runs from base 1 to 1659 and encodes 552 amino acids. The record is from RefSeq and is a predicted model, not a curated record.
AUGUGGCAGGAGCCUCGUACCCAGAGCCGGCAAAGGGACCCCCCCCCCUCGGAACUGUCGUCUGAGCCCCCCUCCCGUGGGGGGCCUGCCCUGGGGAGCCGCUUGCGCUCCCCUUCCACCGUGUUGCACUCGAUCCUCUGGGCCGGCCUGUUGGGGCUCAUCCCCCUCUAUGACCGGGGCUCCACGUUCAACGUGCUUGUGGGGAAGGGGCAGCUGAUCGCAGGCAUGGACAAGGCGCUGGUGGGCAUGUGUGUGAACGAGAGGAGGUUCGUGAAGAUCCCCCCCCAGCUCGCCUACGGGGAGGAAGGAGUGCCCGACGUCGUCCCCCCCAAUGCUGUGCUGCACUUCGACGUCCUCCUGAUGGAUCUGUGGAACUCCGAAGACCAGGUGCAGGUUCACACGUACUUCAGGCCCCCGACGUGCUCGCGCACCGUCCAGGUGUCGGACUUCGUGAGGUACCACUACAACGGCACCUUCCUGGACGGCACCCUGUUCGACUCCAGCCACAAUCGCAUGAAGACGUACGACACCUACGUGGGCAUCGGCUGGCUGAUCCCCGGGAUGGACAGGGGCCUCCUGGGCAUGUGCGUGGGAGAGAAGCGCCUCAUCACCAUCCCGCCUUUCCUGGCCUACGGGGAGGACGGCGACGGUAAAGACAUUCCCGGCCAGGCGUCUCUGGUCUUCGACGUGGCCUUGUUGGAUCUCCAUAAUCCCAAAGAUGGCAUCGCGGUGGAGCUCGUCUUUGUGCCCCCAGACUGCGAGCGGCAGAGCCGGCCCGGGGACUUCCUCCGCUACCACUACAACGCCUCCCUGCUGGACGGCACCGUGUUUGACUCCAGCUAUUCGCGGAACCGCACGUUCGACACCUACGUCGGGCAGGGCUACGUGAUCGCCGGCAUGGACGAAGGUUUGCUUGGCGUUUGCGUUGGGGAGAGACGCCGGAUCACCGUCCCGCCUCACCUGGGCUACGGGGAAGAGGGCCGGGGGAACAUCCCUGGCUCGGCCGUCCUGGUGUUCGACGUGCACAUCAUCGACUUCCACAACCCCUCGGACUCGGUCAACAUCACGUCCCGCUACAGACCCACCAACUGCUCGGUCCUGAGCAAGAAGGGGGACUACCUCAAGUACCACUACAACGCCUCCCUGCUGGACGGCACCAGGCUGGACUCCACACUGAAUUUGGGCAAAACCUACAAUAUCGUUCUGGGAUCUGGCCAGGUCGUGCUGGGGAUGGACAUGGGCCUCCGAGACAUGUGCGUGGGAGAGAAGCGAACGGUCGUGAUCCCGCCCCACCUGGGCUACGGGGAGGCCGGCGUGGCUGGAGAGGUGCCGGGCAGCGCCGUGCUGGUGUUUGACAUCGAGCUCCUCGACCUGGUGUCUGGCCUGCCUGAAGGCUACAUGUUUGUCUGGAACGAUGAAGUGUCCCCCAACCUCUUUGAAGAGAUCGACAGGAAUGGGGACGGGGAGGUUCUUCUGGAGGAGUUCUCAGAAUACAUCCAUGCCCAGGUGGCGACUGGCAAGGGGAAGCUGGCGCCCGGUUUUGAUGCUGAAAUGAUCGUAAAGAACAUGUUCACCAACCAGGAUCGCAACGGAGACGGCAAAGUCACGGCAGAAGAAUUCAAGCUCAAAGACCAAGAGACGAGACACGAUGAACUGUGAAGGCUCAAAGGGGCUGUCGGCUGGGCCUGCCUUUGGGGAGGGGGCACGGGCAGGGGCAGGCUGCCCCCUGGAGCCCUGCCACAUCAGGCCUGCUUCAGCUUCUGGUCUCCAAGUCCCCAUUUCUGUCUGCUUAGUCUGCCACCCCAGGGCCCGAGGCCUGGCCUUCCUGCCUCCUAUUUCAGCAGUCCCCGAGGACCCUGAGGCCUGGCCUCCCCAGUGUCUGCUGUCCAUUUAAGCAGCCUCCAGGGCUCCUGGCUGUGCAAAAAGAGCCCAUUUCACAGACCGCCCCAACGUUCUGCCAAAUUUCCCUCGCAUGAGAAGGGGCCAAAAGGCCUCCGACCCAUCCAGAGAGGCCUGGGCCAGGCUGGGGGGCUCCUCUGCUGGAUCUCUGGGCUUUGCCCUCCCUAUGCCAUGGUCCUCUCAGAUGGUCAGGCCCGGGAAGCCAACAGGCCCCUUCUCAGAGCAGGCCACAAAGUCCAGCAGAUGGACCAUGCAGGGAGCUGCUUAGUUAUCAGAAUUCGGCGUCCCACCGGCUCCAUGCUUGCUCAGGAGUGACAGGGCCUUUGUUAAAACCCGUCUGUCCACUAGGAAGCCCCUGGGCCCACACUGGCGCUGCCCCAUGGCACUGCCCCCGUGCUGGCACUGCUCCCACACUGGCGCUGCCCCAUGGCACUGCCCCCGUGCUGGUAUUGCCCCACUGGCACUGCCCCACUGGCCCUUUCUCCUUUUUAAUGAGUGUGAAUGCUCUCACCUUUCUGCCAGCUCCCUCCAUCCACGUAGGCUGCCCGCGGGUGCCCCGACUCCUGCCUCCUCGGAGCCCAGGACCCGGGUUCUCCUCCUGCGUCCUCCAUCGUGCCGCCUGUGACUGUGUGGAGAUAUUUUGUGUGAGCAUGCCGGGCGCUGCCCAGCGGGCUGAUAAUGGGAUUUUUGUUACAUAAAAUAGUGAACAAAGG